GCGUACGCCAAGUGGUUCGUCGACGAACACGCCGGGAUGCUCGCCAAGGUGCCCGGGUGGCGGCGCUCGCGGCUCUACAAGCCUUCGACGGCGCUCGAGGAUGAUGGAGCCGGCGGCGGCGGCGGCGGCGGCGGCGAAGAGGUCAUGUACUUUGCGUUACACGACUACGCGAGGGAUAACGGUCUUGGGGGAGAGGAGCACAAGGCGUCGAUGGACACGCCCUGGCGGACAGAGGUGUUUGACAAGUACGUCGUGUCCAAGGGCCGGCAUACGUGGUCGCUCUUCUACGUCUUCGGCCCCGCGCCGCGCGACCUCGAGUCGCUCUCCGCCCUCCCCGACGCGGCGGCGGCGGCGUUCACAUCCCCCGACGGCAAGACCUCGACCGUCCCGGGCGCAGACCCGGUCCUCACGUCCUACAUAUCGACACCCGACGGGCUCGUCCUGCCCUACCGACUUGAGGGCAACCCCUCUCCCCGCGCCCCGACCGUCGCCUUCUGCAACUCGCUCCUCACGUCCCUCCACAUGUGGGACCCCCUCGUCGCCACGCUCAAGCGCGCGCGCCCGGACCUGCGCAUCCUGCGCUACGACACCCGCGGGCGGCGCGCCGUCCCGCAGCAGCAGCACGGCCCCGUCGCCGCCACCCUCGAGACCCUCGCCUCUGACCUCGCGCACCUGCUCGACGCGCUGCGCGUCCCCGCGCUGCACGCCCUCGUCGGCGUCUCCAUGGGCGGCGCCACGGCCCUCCGCUUCGUGCUCGACCGUCCCCGCCGCGUCGCCCGCCUCAUCGCCUGCGACUUCAACGCCGUGUCCAGCCCCGCCAACACCCAGGCUUGGAAGGACCGCGUCGCGCUCGCGGAGAGCGACGGCGGGAAUGGCAUCGCGACUCUCGCUGAGCAGACCGUCGCGCGGUGGUUCCACCCAAACAGCAUGCACACGGCCGAUUUGGUGAGGUGGAUGACCGAGAUGGUAGCGGGGAAUGACGUCGACGGCUUCAAGCACAGCUGCACCGCCCUGUGGGACUACGACAUGAAGGCCCAAAUGCCGAGCUGCAGGGUGCCGAGCCUGCUCGUGGUGGGCGAGGAGGACGCGAAAGGUGCACUCGUCAAGGCCAUGGACGGCUUCAAAUCGUUACUCGGGGCCGAGGGCGCAGAGUUGAAGGUUAUCCCAAAAUCUGGUCACCUUCCCAUGUGCGAAGAGCCAGACGCCUUCUGGGCUGCCAUCAAGGAGUUUCUCUAGACAUUCGGCCGUUGCUAAAUACAAGCUUGUGCUAGUGCAUGUCCAUAUCAUGCGGCGUUUCCCGGAUGCUGCCAGUCUGUGUUCUAGGUUCGUGAGCUCGUACAAAAUACACUCUCCAUCCAGUACGCC
Molecule: messenger RNA, 1365 nt
Organism: Purpureocillium takamizusanense
Lineage: Eukaryota; Fungi; Ascomycota; Sordariomycetes; Hypocreales; Ophiocordycipitaceae
Product: Acetyl-CoA C-acetyltransferase
Exons: 1
Coding region: 37-1236 (399 amino acids)
Source: RefSeq, a predicted model, not a curated record